AUGAAGCCCACGAAAGCUCUAGGCAGAUUACUAUUUUUCACUUCUAUAAUUGCAUCACCUGUGAAUGCAAUUGUAGGAGGGAGUGAGGCAUCCCCGGAUAGUGCACCAUUUACAGUCGCUGUCAUCUCGAGUACUUUCUUUGGUGACACCUAUAUAUGUGCUGGCUCCUUGAUUAGCCCAAAGACGGUUCUUACUACGGCUGGUUGUGUCUCUGGAUCUUCGGCAUCUUCGCUAAAGAUACGAGUGGGUAGUCUCGAGCACGCAACUGGGGGCAAAUUGAACCAGGUUACGAAAGUCAUCAAACAUCCCAAUUAUAACACCAACACUCAAGAUGGCGAUUUUGCCGUCCUCCAUCUCACGGGCCCUGUAACCCUCUACGGAUGGGGAAAGACAGACAAGCUGUCGGAUAAAAAUCCUCGAACACUGCAACAGCUCCAGACGACUUUUAUUUCCGCUGAUGAUUGCAACAAGUUAUGGUCGGACAUCAAUCCAGUGACCCUCAACAUGAAUUGUGACGCGGCGCCAGAGAAGGAACAGGGCUCUUGUUCCCAGGACCAAGGGGGUCCCGUUGUGAAUGAAUCUGGAGAGCUGGUGGGCAUUAUAGGAUACUACAAUUACUGUCAGCCGUCUUCAAACGGUCGCCCUGAUGUCAACAAUGACCCGUUAAGCGCAGACGACUGGAUCGCUCAGAAUACCAUCUGA
Molecule: messenger RNA, 702 nt
Organism: Aspergillus bombycis
Lineage: Eukaryota; Fungi; Ascomycota; Eurotiomycetes; Eurotiales; Aspergillaceae
Product: S1 family serine peptidase
Exons: 2
Coding region: 1-702 (233 amino acids)
Biological process (GO): proteolysis
Molecular function (GO): serine-type endopeptidase activity
Source: RefSeq, a predicted model, not a curated record